AUGGGUAGGUGGUUCCACGCGGUUAAGGGCUGCAGUUGUGCGGUAGAUGCUCCUUUUUGCAGAUGCUCCUUAGCAGAGCUGCCUGACUCCACGUGUUUCUUUGAUGUGAAGCUUCCUUCGGGUGUGCCUGUGGCUGACACUGGAAUCCCUGGAGUAGGUCGGUCAAGUUUCAAGGCAGGGAGAGUGGCAGCAAAGGUUAAUGUGACGGCCUACUCGUCGGUGGAGUCUUGCUGGCAUGCUUUGAGAAGAGCAGAUUGGCAGUAUGUGAACCUUUGCGAGGCAGCAGGAGCUGCACCAUGCAUUCAUGUAUUGUAUGUUCUAGAGCUGUAUCUACCGGCUUGGAUUUGCUGGGUGACUCUUGAUUGCUCAAUAUAG
Messenger RNA from Symbiodinium natans, 375 nucleotides. The record is from the annotation of a GenBank genome assembly. NCBI's taxonomy places the organism in Eukaryota, Dinophyceae, Suessiales, Symbiodiniaceae.